Molecule: messenger RNA, 1411 nt
Organism: Micromonas pusilla CCMP1545
Lineage: Eukaryota; Viridiplantae; Chlorophyta; Mamiellophyceae; Mamiellales; Mamiellaceae
Exons: 3
Coding region: 1-1365 (454 amino acids)
Source: RefSeq, a predicted model, not a curated record
AUGGACGCGACGCCGCCGCCGUUCGCGCCGCGCGUUUUGGAUGACUACGUCGGUGGUGUUUCAAAUUUAAAUUUGAAUUUGAAUCCGACAGCGACAGGUACCCCGCGGCGCGCGCAGUCGUGGGCGGGUCGCGCGACGUAUUUUCCGACGGCGGCCGCGGGUCCCGCGGUCGGUCCGCGUCCCGCCGCCGGCGACGCGCCCCCGCCCCCGCCGCCGCCGCCGCCGCCGCCGCCGCUCGCGAGGAAAGGAUCUCGAGGACUCCUCUCCGAGGAGAUCAAAGCCGCGUGGACGCUGCGCGACGAGGGCGAGGUGUCGACGCCGACGUCGACGCGCCCGCCGCCGUCGCCGUCGGAGUCGCCGAGCGGUCGAUUCUCCGUCUCAGAACGGCCCUCCGUCUCCUCGGCGUCCCCGCCUCUGCCGUUCGCGUGCUCCGCGGGACGCUCGAGCUCGCUGUCGUCGCCGUCGCACGUCUUAAACGCGCGGUUCGGCGCCCUCGGCGGCAUCGGAGAUGGCCAGGGCGAUCACCCGUGCUCGCGCGGCGGAGAGGUCGCCGGAGUCUCCGCGAACACUCCGGCGGCGACGGCGCCCGUCCGACGAUACGACCCGUCCCCGCCGUGGAGCUUCAGGGGACUCAACUCGUGUUCGCCGUCGCCGUCGUCCGCGGGAGGGAGGCGGACGUCCUGGUCGUCCCCGUCGUCGUCGCUGUCCGUGAGUUUGCAGAGCAGCGCGGCGGGGUCGGGGUCGUUUCACCGCGCCGCGGCGGCGGGACGCGCGCGCGGGGGAGAGAGGGUCGGCGCGGCCUCCUCAGAACGACCCUCGAGUCCCGUCUCGACGGGGCCGCGCGGGAGCUCCCCGGGGGGCGCCGGCGCGCUCGGCGGGCCGUUCGCGCACGGCGCGUGCUCCCCCGGCGCCGCGCUCGCGCUCGAGCGCAUGCUGAACCUCCACCUUCCCUCCGGAGAUGGCGGCGGCGGCGGCGGCGGCGGCGAUUCGCUCGGCGGCGGGGCUUCCCCCUCCGACGGCGGCGGCGGCGGAGGAGGAGGAGGAGGAGGCCUCGCGGACUCGGACGCGCUUUUUCCGUUCGCGUUAGACUGCGACGAGUUGAUGACGCAGCCGUCGCAGUCCUCGACGACGACAGAAACGCACGGAGGCGGAGCGUUAUCGUCCUCGUGCGUCCGCGGCGUCCGCGGCGAGUACGGCUCGGAAGUCGCGGCGGGUGAGAUCGUGCGCAUGUCGCGGGACUUCGCGCCCCUCGCGCGCGCGACGCGCGACGACGACGGCGACGACGACGCGGGGGAAUCGUGCGCGAACACGGUGGAGUGGGCGAUGGGGAGGAUCGAACGUUUUAGGAGCGCGGUGAGACAGUAGUACCGUAGGCGCGCUCGGGCACUCGAAAAAAAUUAGACGUGCCUUC